UUCACCAACUCCCGCCUUUCUCAGGGCAGAGUAACUGUAGCGCUCUCCAAGUGAUAAGUGCCUCACACCGGGGCUACCCUGAGCCCGAACUGUUCACUUCAAAAAUCUUUUCAUCUCCCAAAGUGAAGAGAGAGAGUGAGAGACUAUUACAGGGACAGAGACUUGAGUGAGGGGGUGGGGGUAAGCAAGCGAGGAUGGAGUGAUAGAGAUAGACGGUGACAGAGACAGAAACAUACAGGUACAAAAACGUAACAGAAGGCGAAAAGGAGAUGGAGAGUACAAAAGCUCAGUACGAUGUAAAUAGGCAGAAAUAGAUAGAUAGAGAGAGAGAGAGAGAGAGAGAGAGAGGGAGAGAGAUACUCGUGGGAAAGGAAGUUGGAGAUACAUAGAAACUCCGACAGUUUUGGAGAAAGAUAGAGUAGAGAGGGGGGGGGGGGAGAGUGAGAGAGAGAGAGGAGAAAGAGAGGGAGGAGAGAAAGAGUGUCAGUGUGUGAGAGAGAGAGAGGGAGAAAAGAGUGAGAGAGCGCGCUAGAGAGAAAGCAAGUAAGUAAGUAAAGGAGAGGGCGGAAUUCACCUCCGUCCUAUGGGAGCGCUCGAAGGAGGGCAGGAGGCAGCAGCGGGGCGCCACCAGUAUCUGGUGACCGGCGCUCGGGUCGCCGCGCUGGGGGGAUCGGCGCCCCGCUCGGCGCCCUCUCCCACACCUGCUUCCUGUCUGCCUUCUCACCCAGACCAGCCCCGUGUCGCCAUCUUCCGUGUUACUGGCCGGCCGCAGAGUGCGGAAUAAAGUUCAGCGGGAGAGGGCGAGCGCCUUACCGCCGCUCACACGGGACGGGCUGAUGAACGCGGCUCCGGCUCUGCGGCCGCCGAGUCCCGGCUCGCCCCCGUCGCCGACCUCGGGAGCGCCGCGACUCUCCGGCCAGGGCAUCUCCUUCUAUAUUCAGAUCGGCCUGAGCAGGGAACCCGUCAUCCUCGAAUGCACCGACUUCUCCCUCGCACAUGUCCGGGAAAUGGCCUGUUCCAUCGUGGAUCAAAAGUUUCCUGAAUGUGGAUUCUAUGGAAUGUAUGACAAAAUUCUCUUGUUCCGUCAUGAACCCAGCUCAGAAAACAUCCUCCAGUUGGUAAAGGCUGCUGCUGAUAUUCAAGAAGGAGAUUUGAUUGAGGUUGUCCUGUCAGCUGCGGCAACGUUUGAAGAUUUCCAAAUCCGACCGCAUGCAUUGUUUGUCCAUUCCUACAGAGCUCCUGCAUUCUGUGAUCACUGUGGAGAGAUGCUGUGGGGAUUAGUACGACAGGGUCUCAAGUGCGAAGGAUGUGGUCUCAACUAUCACAAGAGAUGUGCAUUCAAAAUCCCCAACAAUUGUAGUGGUGUGCGCAAAAGACGCCUUUCCAAUGUUUCCCUAACAGGAUUAGGCACUUCAAGGUCCACCUCUAAUGAAUUGUCGCCGAAUACACCAGAUGAGCUGUCACUGCAGAAGACACCAUCUGAGUCUUUCAUUGGAAGAGAAAAACGUUCCAACUCACAGCCAUACAUUGGCCGUCCUAUUAAACUGGAUAAGAUUUACCUUUCCAAGGUUAAAGUGCCUCACACAUUUGUAAUUCAUUCCUACACUCGUCCCACUGUUUGUCAGUACUGCAAGAAGCUUUUGAAAGGACUUUUUAGACAGGGAGUACAGUGUAAAGAUUGCAAGUUCAACUGUCAUAAGCGUUGUGCCCCUAAAGUGCCAAAUAAUUGCCUUGGUGAAGUGGCUGUCAAUGGUGAUUUGCUUAGCCCUGGUGCAGAGGCAGAUGUGGUGAUGGAAGAAGGAAGUGAUGACAAUGACAGUGAAAGAAACAGUGCAAUUAUUGAUGAUAUGGAAGAGUCCAUGUCACACGACUCUGAAAUGUUAAUCACAGUGACCCACGGUGACAGUGCUGACAUGCACGACCAUGAACAUGAUGAUGCAAACCGUGCAAUAAGCCCUUCCACAAGUAAUAACAUUCCUUUAAUGAGAGUGGUACAAUCUAUUAAACACACAAAGAGGAGUAGCAGCACUGUACUGAAGGAGGGCUGGAUGGUUCACUUCACCAGCAAGGACAACCUGAGAAAAAGACACUAUUGGAGACUAGACAGUAAAUGUAUCACCCUCUUUCAGAAUGAUACAGGAAGCAAAUAUUACAAGGAAAUUCCACUAUCUGAAAUUUUAUCUCUGGAGCCUGGAAAGAACUUUGACUUUGUACCUGCUGGAGCCAAUGCUCAUUGCUUUGAAAUUACUACUGCAAGUGUAGUCUAUUUUGUUGGUGAAAAUCUGACAAAUGAUUUGAGUACACAAAAAAACAACAGCCUGGUGUCAGGUGGCACAGGCUUGGAUGUUGCCCAGUCAUGGGAGUUAGCUAUCCAACAUGCCUUGAUGCCUGUCAUUCCGAAAGGUUCAUCUGCAGGAUCAGUGCACAGCCUACACAGAGAUGUGUCUAUCAGUAUCUCAGUGUCAAAUAGUGAGAUCCAGGAAAAUGUGGAUAUCAGCACCGUAUAUCAAAUAUUUCCAGAUGAAGUACUGGGUUCAGGACAAUUUGGAAUAGUAUAUGGAGGUAAGCAUCGCAAGACAGGCAGAGAUGUUGCAAUCAAAGUGAUUGACAAACUACGAUUCCCAACAAAACAAGAGAGUCAGCUUCGGAAUGAAGUUGCAAUUUUACAGAAUCUGCAUCACCCUGGUGUAGUGAAUUUGGAAUGCAUGUUUGAGACUCCUGAAAGAGUGUUUGUUGUCAUGGAAAAGCUCCAUGGAGACAUGCUGGAAAUGAUCCUGUCAAGUGAGAAAGGACGUCUGCCAGAACUUAUAACAAAGUUUCUUAUUACACAGAUACUUGUUGCUUUGCGACAUCUCCAUUUUAAGAACAUAGUUCACUGUGACCUGAAACCUGAGAACGUUCUCCUAGCUUCGGCUGAUCCCUUGCCACAGGUCAAGCUUUGUGAUUUUGGAUUUGCACGUAUAAUUGGGGAAAAGUCUUUUAGGCGUUCCGUGGUGGGAACACCAGCAUAUUUGGCUCCAGAAGUGCUCCGCAACAAAGGAUAUAAUCGGUCGUUAGACAUGUGGUCCGUAGGCGUUAUCGUCUAUGUCAGUCUUAGCGGCACCUUUCCAUUCAACGAAGAUGAAGAUAUUCAUGAUCAAAUUCAGAAUGCUGAUUUCAUGUAUCCCCCUAAUCCCUGGAAGGAGAUCUCUCUGGAAGCCAUUGAUGUCAUCAACAACCUGUUGCAAGUAAAAAUGAGGAAGCGUUUUAGUGUGGAUAAAUCUCUAAGUCACCCUUGGUUGCAGGAUUACCAAACGUGGCUGAAUUUACGAGAGCUCGAGUGCAAAUUUGGUGAACGUUAUAUCACUCACGAGAGUGACGAUGCCCGUUGGCAAGAGUUUGCUGGACAGCAUGGCCUGGAGUAUCCAAUGCAUCUAGUCAACCGUAAAUCUGACUACUGCGAGAGUACUGUGGAGGAAGAGGCAGAAAUGAAAGCCCUAAAUGAGCGGGUCAGUAUUCUCUGAAAGGAUAUAUGGUUUUAAGAAUAUUCAUGAGCACAAAGGGGGGAAAAGAAAAGAAUCUAUCAAGUAACUGCGACUUCUAUCCUCACCACAUAAAAAUGGAAGGAGAGUGUGAUGCUUAGUCUCCACCAAUAAAGGCAAGCUUAAAAAUCAAUUGCCAUUCUAAUCCUAAAGCUAGCACUCUAAUUAGUUGUUGUAGUUCGACACUUCCAGAAUUGACAAGUUUGCUUACUGCAUUUCAAGCAGGAAUGUGUAUAUAUUAUUGUGUGAGUGCAACUAUGUUCUUGUACAUCCUGUCUAAUGCAAGCAUUAAAUAUAUAAUUUGCAAGAUAUUAGCUUGUAUCUCUCACAUUCCGUAAGAUUCCAGUGUGCCUUUGCUUGUAAGAUUUUCCAUGUAUCUAUAAUACACCCCUAGUUGGGUGAGAACUUUUGUAAAUUUUGCUUUAUAUUUUUAACCUCUUUCAGUGUUUAGCUGUUUGGCGGCAUCUCUUGGAAGAGUAUAACAUUAUAGCUGUUCUGUGAACAAUUUUUGGUCUGUUAUAAAGAACAAAGGGAUUUUUAAAAAUAUAUAUUAACUUUUUGGAAUAACCAUUCCAAAAAAAAGUACAUAUAACUUAAUCUGCGUCAAACUGUAACAAGGGAACAGAACUCAAGAUGUGCAGUAACAGAACACUUAUGUACAAAUGCAAGUUUCUCUUGUACGCUUUAAUGCCUUAGUUAUGGCAUUUAAUACAGGAUUGAUCAGGUCGAGCUCACCUUUAUGUCAGCAUUUUAACUAGAAAUUAUUUGAUAUCAUGUUGCUUCUGUCUAAAAAGGUUGAAUAAAAUUGAAGUUGAUGUCAAAAUAUGCCUCUCAGGAAACUUCAUUUCGACAUGGCUUAGAAUAAAUUUAGUUACAACUUUAAGAAUGAAAACAGUAUUGAAGUCUGUGGUACAGUGAGUAUUUUUUCAGGCUUUGUCUGUAGGUAACUACAGAGGCAUGAAAGAGGGGCUGGCUAAGGUUGACGGAAGGGGACACUAACAGGGUUGACGGUUAAGCAGCAAUAGCUGGAGUUUCUGCAAGUAAUUUGGAAAAUGCAGGAUUGAUUCAUCCCAAAAAGAAGAAACAUUCUAAAGGGAGGAUGAGAAAACAGUGGCUGACAAAGGAUUCGAAGGGAGCAUACAGCAAAAAUCUGUGGUGGGAAGUUAGAGGAUUUGGAAGCUUUUAAAAACCAAUAGCAACUAAAAUACGCAAUAAGGACAGAAAAUAUGAAAUAUGAAGGUAAGACAGCCUGCCAUAUAAGAGAGGAUUCCAGAACUGUUUUAGAUAUAUAAAGAGUAAAAAGGAAGCAAGAAUGGAUAUUGGACCACUGGGGGCAGGUAGUAAUCAAGAACAAAAAAAUGUGAAUGAAUUUAGUAAGUAUUUUGCAUCAGUCUUCACUAUAGAAGACACUAGCAACAUGUCAGAAAUUUGAGAGUCAGGCAGAAGUGAGUGUAGUUGCUAUUACUUAAAAGAAGGAAGCUGUAAGAUCUUAUGGUAGAUAAGUCACCCAGACCAGAUGAACUACCCCACCCCACCCUCCACCAGGGUUCUGAAAGGCUCACUUGCAGGUUGAGUUGGUGGUAAGGAAGAAAAAUACAAUGUUAGCAUUCAUUUCAAGAGGUCUGAAAUAUAAGAGCAAGGAUGUAAUACUGAGGCUUUAUAAGGUAUUGGUCAGACUACAUUUGAAGUAUUGUGAACAGUUUUGGGCCCCUUUGAAAAGACAUGCAGGCUUCAGAGAGAGUCUAGAGGAGGUUCAGGAGAAUGUUUCCAGGAAUGAAAGGGUUAACAUAUGAGGAGCAUUUGGUGCCUUUGGUCCCACGCUCACUGGAGUUUAGCAAAAUGGGCGGGGAAGAGGAUGUCAUUGAAGCCUAUCAAAUAUUGAAAGGCAUGGAUGGAAUAUGGAGAGGCUGCUUCCAGUGGUGGAGAAUCUAGAACCAGAGGACAUGGUCUCCAAUAGAAGGAUGUCUCUAUAGAACAGAGAGGACGGGGAAUUUCUUUCGCCAAAGCAUGGUGAAUCUGUGGGAUUAAUUGCUACACAAGGCUAUGGAGGUCAGUCAUUGGAUAUAUGAAAGCGGAGGUUAAUAGGUUCUUGAUUAAUAAGAGUGUCAAAGGUUAUGGGGAGAGGGCAGAAACAUAGGUUUAAGAAGAAAAUAAAUCAGCUGUGAUCAAAUGAUGGACAAGACUCAAUGUGCCAAAUGGCCUGAUGCUGCUGCUAUGUCAUAUGGUUUAAUGAUCUUUUCAUCUUUCUUAUUGUUUAUUUAUUUUUACUGUAACUUUUGGCUUGCACUAUACUGAAAACAACAGAUUUCAUGACAUAAGUCAUUGAUAAUAAAUCUGAUUCUGAUUUUGUAUUGUCCAGGUAAUCAAUAUGUCCUCCUCUGAACUCGCUAUCCUCAAUGUCCUUGUCCUUGAUGAAUACAGACCAGAAGCAUUCAUUUAAGUGUUGCUCAUAUGACCCAUCUUCACACAGAGAUUGCCCCUUAGGUCCCUAAUGGGACCCAGGCUUUCCCAAGCUACACUUUUGCUCUUAAUUUACAUGGAAUAGCAGGAAUGCCAAGAAUAAUUCUUGACUAUUCAUUGCCCUCCUGAUUUCCUUAAGUAUUUUACUUCACACUCUAUGAGGGGUGAUUGUAAGUUUGAAGCUAAUAAUUCAUUUCCUUCUACCUUGGGCCACAAACUUAUCAUUCAUCCCUGCUAAGAACACUUUCUGGAGGUCCAAGAUCCGUAUGCUCCACGACCACUGGACUAAUUUUGUAAAUGCAGGAGGAGACUAUGUUGAAAAAUAAAUGUGCUAGGUUUUCUAAAAUUGACUCCCUCUACCUUAGGCCACGAAUUUAUCAAUCAUCCCUUGUAUAUUCUUCAAGGUAUUUGUUUUGUUGUACUUGCCGCUAUCCAUCAAGUGCUUCCUUUUCUCCCCAUCCUCCCAUCAAACAUUCCAUACCCUGUGUUGUCCAGGUACCCUAAUCUCACCCUUCAGGAACAUGCUGACCCUGGACUCUCACUAAUUCCUUUAAAAUUUCAAAAGGUUUCAGGCUCCUCUGAAUUCUUGAGUUACUAAUAUAAACACAAUCUUUUUCUGGGAAAUUCAGAAUGUUAUAGUGUGUCUUUUUUUUUAAUGAAGAGCUGAACUGAUACCUGCAUAUCAAUUUCUGUUUGUUAAUAAAGUAAUUCCAUUUCUCAGUGAACAUGUCAUAUGCAGUCCUG
Molecule: messenger RNA, 6725 nt
Organism: Hypanus sabinus (Atlantic stingray)
Lineage: Eukaryota; Metazoa; Chordata; Chondrichthyes; Myliobatiformes; Dasyatidae
Gene: prkd1
Product: protein kinase D1
Exons: 18
Coding region: 837-3503 (888 amino acids)
Biological process (GO): protein phosphorylation
Molecular function (GO): protein serine/threonine kinase activity; ATP binding
Source: RefSeq, a predicted model, not a curated record